Molecule: messenger RNA, 1399 nt
Organism: Dermatophagoides pteronyssinus (European house dust mite)
Lineage: Eukaryota; Metazoa; Arthropoda; Arachnida; Sarcoptiformes; Pyroglyphidae
Gene: Hao
Product: Hydroxyacid oxidase
Molecular function (GO): FMN binding; oxidoreductase activity
Source: RefSeq, a predicted model, not a curated record
UGUGAUUAUCAUUUUUUUCUCCCUAUUUACCCAUUUGGCCAAAAAUAUUUUCACUAAAGAAAAACAACAAUGGGUGUAUUAAGUUUGGAUCGAUCAUCAUCAUUGAAAUCAAAAACGGUAAAUACGGUCGUUGUCAAUCUAGAUGAUAUUGAAAAUGAAGCAAAGAAAAAAUUACCAAAAUCUGCAUUCGAUUAUUAUCGUAGUGGUGCUACAAAUGAAUUAACAUUAGGUGAAAAUGAACUUGCAUUUCAAAGAAUUCUUAUUCGGCCACGUGUUUUAGCCAAUGAUGUUAGCCAAAGAUCAACAUCAACAACUGUUCAAGGUAUAUCGAUAAGUUUUCCGGUUUGUGUUGCACCAACUGCAAUGCAAAAAAUGGCCAAUGAAAUGGGUGAAAUAGCUAAUGCAUUAGCAUGUCAAUCGGAACAAACUAUAAUGACAUUAUCAACAAUAUCAACAACAUCAAUGGAAGAUGUUGCACGUUCAACACCAAAUUCACCGAAAUUUUUUCAACUUUAUAUUUAUAAAAAUCGUGAUCUAACCAGGCAAUUAGUUGGCCGUGCUGAACAGGCUGGAUAUCGUGCAUUAGUAUUAACUGUUGAUACACCAUUCAUGGGACAACGUUAUGCUGAUGAACGUAAUCGAUUUACAUUACCAGCAAAUUUACGAAUGGCAAAUUUUCAAAAAGAUCUAGAAGAAUCAAAUCGUAUUCAACGUUUACAAAAUGAUGAUAGUGAUGAUAAACCAACAUCUGGUCUUACAGAAUAUACAAGCGAAUUAUUUGAUCAAUCAUUAACAUGGAAUGAUGUACGAUGGUUAAAAAGUAUAACCCGUUUACCAAUUAUAACCAAAGGAAUAAUGACACCAGAAGAUGCAUUAAUAGCAUUAGAACAUAAUGUUGAUGGUAUUUGGGUAUCAAAUCAUGGUGGUCGACAAUUGGAUACAGUACCGGCAACAAUUGAUGUUUUACCAGAUAUUGUUAAUGUUGUACGUGGUCGUUGUGAAGUUUAUUUGGAUGGUGGUAUACGUCGUGGUACGGAUAUUUUUAAAGCAAUUGCAUUAGGUGCACGUGCUGUUUUUAUUGGUCGUCCAAUGGUUUAUGGUCUUGCUUUUAAUGGAAUGGAUGGUGGUCGACGUGUUUUACAAAUUCUACGUAAUGAAUUUGAUAAAACAAUGGCCUUAUCUGGUUGUUCACGUUUAGAACAUAUUAAUCAAUCAAUGAUAAUAACAAGAAAAAAAUUAUUAGCAAAACUUUAAAUCAUAUUUUUUUUUGUUCGGUAGAUGGCAAUCAAAUCGUAGUCGAUAAUUUUUAUUAUAAUUUUUUGUUGUUUAUAAAAUUUUUUAAAAAAAUUUUAAAAAAAGAAUUAGAAUUAGAAUUGUUAAAUAAAUAAAACAAAACAAA